CUGCCCUGCUUGCAAUUCCUGCUCUUCAUGCCAGAGCCUGCAGCUGUCUCUGUUGCGUCCCACUGCCGCUGUUGUGGGAAAAUCGUCGCCCCCUUCAUGACGAAUCGACGGCCGAGUUCUUUUCCCCUUGAAGUGCCAGCGCAAACCUGAAGGAUAUCGCAACUUUUAAACAAUUUCCAAAACUGUUAGGAGACUGAAUGAAGACACCUGACAGCUCCUUAACGCCCCAUCCGCGUGUUGACUGACAUCUUUGCAACUGUGAAGGGUAUAGGAAUGUGGAAUACAAGUCUAUCUCAGCGUAAAAGGACCUGCCUCUGCCCCUGACACCAUGACCACAGACCUGAACUUGACCUCCCUGCUGAAUGUCACAGAUCUCCACAAUCAGACAAGAGGAUGUUCCCUCACCAAGACAGGUUUCCAGUUCUACUACCUGCCCACUGUUUACAUCAUGGUCUUCAUCACGGGGCUGGUGGGCAACAGUCUUGCCAUUUGGAUGUUUGUGUGCCACAUGAGACCCUGGAGCAGCAUCUCCGUCUACAUGUUCAACCUGGCCCUGGCUGACUUCUGCUACGUCCUCUCACUGCCCUUCCUCAUCUUCUACUACUUCAACAAAACGGACUGGAUAUUUGGGGAUCUGCUGUGCCGCCUCCAGCGUUUUAUAUUCCAUGUGAAUCUUUACGGGAGUAUCCUGUUUCUGACCUGCAUCAGCGUUCACAGGUACACUGGGGUCGUGCACCCGCUGAAGUCUCUGGGCCGUCUGAAGAAGAAAAAUGCAGUUAUUACCAGCGCGUUGGUGUGGGUGGUGGUUGUCAUAGCUAUCUCCCCCAUCCUUUAUUAUUCCAGGACCGGCCUGAAGCGUAAUGCAACCACUUGUUAUGACACCACCACUGAGGAUGAGUUACCCGGUUAUUUUAUCUACAGCAUGACUUUGACUGUGUUUGGGUUCUGCAUCCCCUUUAUCAUCAUAUUUUGUUGCUAUGGCAUGAUCGUCAAAGCGCUAAUCUACAAUGACAUGAACAACGCGCCCCUGCGGCAGAAAUCUAUCCACUUGGUCAUCAUCGUGCUUGCGGUCUUCGCCGUCUCCUACCUGCCUUUCCACGUGAUGAAGAACCUCAACAUGAGGGCCAGGCUGUACUUCCAGAGUCCUGACAUGUGUGAUUUUAAUAACCGUGUCUACGCCACCUACCAGGUGACACGGGGGCUGGCCAGCCUCAACAGCUGCGUGGAUCCUAUUCUUUACUUCCUGGCCGGAGAUACCUUCAGGAGGAAGCUGUCGAAGGCCACUAAAAAACCCUCCAGGAAGGGGGACAAUGUCCUUCAGUCUAAGAGCGAGGAGACGGCGCUCAACAGCCUGGCUGAGUAUGUGGAGAAUGGGGACCGGAGGCUGUGACAGAGCACCUCUGUGGGCUUGGUCAUGGGUGUGGAUUUGUAUUAGUUCAAGAAACCAUGGUGGACUUCGUAUUGAAUGACUAAAUGCACUGUGUGGACUGAAGGCUGUGUGUAAAAUUGAAUGGAUGAUCAUAGAACUGUAGGAUAAAUGCUCCGUAUUUAACCUUGUGAUAACCAUCGCUCACUUGCAGCUUGUCGAUGUUGAUAAGCUAUUGUACUGUAUUGUCCUGAACAUGUAUUGUACUAAAUAUUAGAGCCAUCACUCUUCAUUUUUAUUGAGUAGUUAGUGUUGCUUACACUUUGGACAAAAUGAACAUUAUGACCAGGCAAGCUGGGGGGAAAUACGUUUCCCUACAAGCUAUAAUGUCCUGUUCAUCAAUUUGUUCCAGAAAAAUAGGUCUGAGAAUGGAUAGCACCUUCUCUAGCCACCGAGCUGAUGCUUAAUCAAUAGCUAUUAAGCAGGUGAGAGCUCGUGGUUAAGGAAGUGUACCUGGACUGGCUUUUAGAGGAAAAAGUAAAUGCACUGAACUUGAGAUUGCUGCAUGGAUGUGCCAUGUAGACACUGUAAUGCACUAUGACCGAGGAGUCUCUGCUCAGAGCGCUACCUAUCACUCCUCAUUUCUUUAACCAUCUAUUACUGACUGGGCGAGGAAUGUGUUUGACUAGUUUUUCAUUUUGACAGCUCUGAGGUUGAGGUCUGUAACAGCCCUCUUACCACAAUCUUUCUCUCCUUGUUCCUUACAGAAAAAAACAAGAAGAUAAUACAUACAGUAUUUUUGUGUAUACAAUACAACAAUGAAUGUUUUUUUUUUUUUUUUUUUUUUUUUUUUAGGUGUACUGUACAGGAUGUUGUGACGUUCCAGAUUAGCUUGUGUUGUUAACUGUUUUUGUUCAAGUCAGUAUCACUAAUCCAGACCUUAAGUGCAUGAGUCCAGCAUCACGUACCAUCAGUGAAACACUGACUAACCACGGCAGGUUCUAACUACUCAAGUGUUUCUUGCAACAUAGGGAAUACAUAAUAGCUUUCAAAUAAUGAGCAGAACACACACACACACACACACACACACUCAGUCACCUACUUUGUGACUCCAUCAACAUAUUGAAGACUUGUUUGUAUGAGAUACCUCAAAGUAAAUACUGCACUGUGUUCAUGUUUUGACAGAUAAUCAUUUGUCUUUUGUAUCUGUAGUAAUCACUCUGGAGAAAUGAUUAUGGAGCUCUCUCUGUACAUAUUUUACCCUGGACUACGUAGAUGUUUGAUGUCUGUACUAAUACCUUUGUAAAUCUGUAUGUGGUCGGCUAUUUGUCAAGAAAGGAACUGAAUCAAGUGGAUAUGUGGGGCCACGUGUAUCUUUGUCAAUAAAUUUUUAUAUUUAAAACUUCCCAGA
This is a messenger RNA of Dicentrarchus labrax (European seabass), 2777 nucleotides long. RefSeq names its product purinergic receptor P2Y1 (gene p2ry1). The transcript is spliced from 2 exons. Bases 329 to 1390 code for a protein of 353 amino acids. Gene Ontology annotation, cellular component: plasma membrane. NCBI's taxonomy places the organism in Eukaryota, Metazoa, Chordata, Actinopteri, Moronidae. Gene Ontology annotation, biological process: platelet activation; relaxation of muscle; phospholipase C-activating G protein-coupled receptor signaling pathway. Gene Ontology annotation, molecular function: ATP binding; A1 adenosine receptor binding; G protein-coupled ADP receptor activity. The record is from RefSeq and is a predicted model, not a curated record.